AUGGGACGAAAAGUCACGUUAGCAACGUGUUCAUUGAAUCAGUGGGCACUGGACUUCGAAGGAAACUUGGAGAGAAUUCUGAAGAGUAUUGAGAUCGCUAAAGAAAAGGGGGCUAAAUACAGACUUGGACCAGAACUGGAAAUAUGUGGCUAUGGAUGUGCGGACCAUUACUUUGAGUCGGACACUCUGUUGCACAGCUUUGAAGUUCUACAGAAACUGUUGGAGUCGGCAAUGACUAAAGACAUCAUCUGUGACGUGGGGAUGCCCAUCAUGCAUCAUAAUGUGCGCUACAACUGCAGAGUGCUGUUUCUGAACAGAAAGAUUCUUCUGAUUCGACCAAAGAUGAUGAUGGCAAAUGUUGGAGUCCACAGAGAACUGCGCUGGUUCUCCCCCUGGAACCGAACCAGACACGUGGAGGAGUUCUCUCUGCCUCGGAUGAUCCAGGAUGUCACUGGACAGGAGACCGUCCCAUUUGGAGACUGUGUCCUUUCCACGAGAGACACCUGCAUUGGCUCCGAGAUCUGUCAGGAGCUGUGGAGCCCCUACAGCUCUCACAUCCGCAUGAGUCUGGACGGAGUGGAGAUCUUCACCAACGGAUCAGCUAGUCAUCAUGAGCUCCGCAAAGCUGACCAGAGAGUCCUCCUAGUCACCACCUCUACUGCCAAGUGUGGGGGAGUUUACCUGUAUGCUAACCAAAGAGGAUGUGAUGGCGACAGAGUUUACUACGAUGGAUGUGCGAUGAUCUGCAUCAAUGGAGAAACAGUGUCUCAAGGAGAGCAGUUCUCACUCCAGGACGUGGAGGUGCUGACUGCUACGUUGGACCUUGAAGACGUGUGCAGCUACAGAGGAGAGAGAUGUCAUCCACAUCUGGAGGUGGACUUUAAACCCUGCCACAGAAUCAAAGUUAACUUUUCUCUGUCGACGUUUGACGACGUCUUCCUCCCAACGAACGAACCCAUCAACUGGAGCUACCACACAGCAGAGGAGGAGAUCAGUCUAGGACCAGCCUGCUGGCUCUGGGACUACCUCCGCAGGAGUGGGCAGGUACUGAACCUCACUGUGAUCAAACACAACUGUCCUCUCCUCCUCCACCAAUAA
This is a messenger RNA of Knipowitschia caucasica, 1098 nucleotides long. The record is from the annotation of a GenBank genome assembly. NCBI's taxonomy places the organism in Eukaryota, Metazoa, Chordata, Actinopteri, Gobiiformes, Gobiidae.